UAGGAUUCUGUAAGCCCGGAACUGUAAUGGCGGAUACAAAGAAGCCGAGUGUUGCAGCUGCUGCUAAUGCUAAUACCACUUAUGAAUCCUGUAAAAUGUCCAGCUACAAAGACUGUGUCUGUGCUGUUCUGGAGCUUUUAGCGGAUUGUGGAAAAACGCUCAAAUUUGGUGAUGCCACAUUGAAAAUAGAAGUCAACAUCGAUGCUGUGGAUCUGUCAUCAUCUCCAGCUUCUCAUGUUUACAGCUGUUUACAACAGCACAUCUGUAAAUUACAGGCUGUUUCACACAACCUGAAGACUCUGCUAGACGGUGACGGUGAGUUAUCAUCUGCAGAGGCGAAUAUGCCUGGUGAUACUGCUGCUUCAUCGCCACUCACAGAGCAGGCGGCUGCUCCGUCUGACAACUGUCCUCCAGCCUCAGGACCUGAAGAACAUAAGAAGGCUGAUGACAUGGUGCAGAUCAGAGCUGGGCGGUCAGAGAUUGAGAGAAGAAUAUCUGCAUUUAUGGAGCGCAAGCAGAUGGAGAUCAAUGAAAACAAUGUACGCGAGUUUUGCAACGUGAUCGACUGCAAUCAGGAGAACAGCUGUGCCCGAACAGAUGCAGUGUUCACACCGUACCCAGGUUUUAAAAGCCAUGUGAAAGUCACACGAGUGGUAAAUACUUACGGGCCACAGACUCAUGGUGGGGGAGGCCACGGUGACAAUGGAGAGCAGCACAGAGGAACAAUGCCCAGAGACUGUGGAAAUUCAGCCAUCGAAGAACGACUGCAGAAUAUUGAGACUCACCUAAAGCUGCCAACAGUGGGUCCUGUACCGCUGAGCGUUUACCAGAGGCUGAAAAGGCUGGAAGAUCGUAUUCUGGAGUUGGAGGGACUCUCGCCUGAAUAUUUUGAGUCCACGCGUCACCUGCACAAACGGACAAAGACGUCCUCUGGUCAGGCGUGCAGCCUGAUGGAGCUCGAUGAGAAGAUCAGCGCAGUAAAAGCGGCCUUACUGAAGCGGGUGAACGAGUUUGGGCCCGGAUACGUAACGUAACACUGUGACUCUCACUGUUGUCCUGUUUCUGUUCCUCGGCUGUUCAUUAACACAACACGAGAGUAAGAACAUAUGAAAAAAUGUGACGUGCGCUCCGGGUCAGAAUUUGUGUCAGCCUUGACACUGACAUUUAAAAUUUAAAAUUUGUUCAGAAAUAAAUAAAAAUGUACCUGUUUUGUGUAUUCACACAAUAUUUAAUAAAAAU
Messenger RNA from Thalassophryne amazonica, 1239 nucleotides. It is a transcript of the gene mbip, whose product is annotated as MAP3K12 binding inhibitory protein 1. The coding region runs from base 27 to 1034 and encodes 335 amino acids. Lineage: Eukaryota; Metazoa; Chordata; Actinopteri; Batrachoidiformes; Batrachoididae. Gene Ontology annotation, cellular component: cytosol. The transcript has 10 exons. The record is from RefSeq and is a predicted model, not a curated record.